AUGGCUUUGACUGUUGAUAAUCGUAACAUGUUUUCAAACAUUGAUGAGAUCAAUUCUGAUAGAUCAACUUGGAAUUUGCAAGCAAAGAUCAUAAGACUUUGGCAAGUGAGUGAUUUUAAUCGAGCUAAUGUUCCUUUUUCUGUUGAAAUGGUGUUGAUGGAUUCAGAUGGUGCUAAGAUUCAUGCCACUAUAAAAAAAACUCUUAUUUACAAGUUUAAACAUGAUUUAAUUGAGGGAAAAGUGUAUUCUUUUGAAAAUCUUGGUGUGGCUUCCAAUAAUGGAGGUUAUAGGACCACACAUCAUCCAUACAAACUGAACUUCCAGUUUGGCUCAUUUGUUCAAAGGUUGUCAAAUUGUGACAUUGUGAAAUCUCCAUUUACCUUUGUUCCAAUUGCUGAAAUUGUUGGUGGUUUAUAUGACACUGAUUUCUUAGUUGAUGUAAUUGGUUUCUUAACCGAGAUUGGCCAGGAACGUGAAAUAACUAAUCAAAAUGGUAGCACAACAAAGCUGAAUGUCAUUUCCUUGGAAGCCGAUGGGCAUAAGCUUCAGUGUACACUUUUUGGUCCAUAUGUUGAUGAACUGAAUACCUUUGUUGGAGCUGGUGAUCUAAACAAUGCUGUGGUCAUUGUUCAGCUUGCAAAAGCUAAGACCUUCCAAGACAAGAUACACAUACAGAAUUGCAUGAAUUGUUCUGUUUUGCUAUUUAACCCAAAUUGUGAAGAAAGUCAGACCUUUAGGGCAAGUAUCAGUGAUUCCGACGAGAAUCCUUCUCCAUUGACCUUUACUCAACUCAGUAACGAGCCAACUGUAUCCCCACUUGAUGAGUUUCUGUACAAUACUCCCAGGGCAACAUUGCAAGAUCUCAAGGAUGCUACAAAGGAAUCAUCACAUGUUGUAUGUGCUACUGUGAAGAGGAUUUUAAAUCCUGAUAGUUAUUGGUAUACAUCGUGUUUUUGCGGUAAAGGUGUUAUACCAGAUUCAAAUUUAUGGUUUUGUGAAAAGUGUAAUAGGCAUGUUCCAAAGGUUGUUCCUAGGUUUUGUGUCAAACUCCGAGUCAUUGAUGAUACUGAUUCUGCCACUUUAGUUGUUUUUGACAAAGAAGCAAGUGGGAUAUUUAAUAUGUCUUGUGCCGAUAUGCUUCAACUUGGCGAUGCUGAUAAUGAUGGUGAGGGGAUUGUGCCACCUCCGAUUGAUGACUCAUUGGUUAAUCAAACUUGGCUUUUUAAGGUUGAAGCUAAACCUUCUCAAAAUCCACGAUUUGAACAAUCUUUUCGUGUUAGGAAGAUUUGUACCGAUGAGGCUAUCAUUAAGCAGUUUAAGGACAAGUGGGAUAUUGAGGAUGCUCUACGUACUAAAAAAAGAAAUGAGGGUGGUUCUUUGAGUACUCUGCUUGAUAAAGGGAAAGAUGUUUAUGUUGGUGGUACCUCAAAUGUACUUUCUCAGGAAUGUCAAAACUUUAGUGGGGAUUCUGAUAAGGGAAAGGGUCUGAUUGUCGAUGGAACACCUGUUGAAGUUUCACAAAAUUUGAUGCUGAAAUUUUCAGAAUCUGUUGUAAAUCUUGACGAUGAUUCUGUUAAUACUCCUUUUUCUGUUAAGUCAAUGACAUCUGGAAAGAAGCAAUUGACAUCUGCUUCUGCUGUUAACCCAAUGACCUCUGCAUUGGCUGUGAAGCCAAAUACCUCUGUUAUUGAUGUGAAUGAGACGACCUCUGUUGCUGCUGUGAAGCCAAUUCUCUCCGCCGGUCCUGUGAAGGCAACUACCUCUGCUGUGUUUACUCAACAAUCUGCUUCUGCUGUCAAACCUCUGAACUCUGCUUCUGCUGAUGAUGUGAGCCUGAAAUCUUCAGCCUCUGCUAGGCUAUGUGGACAGCGCAAGAAGCCCGUGGCAAAGAGAGUGUCCCCUCAACAUGAAGAUCAAACAGCUGAAGAUGACAAUGCUCCUAUCAAGUUAUUGAAGAGGGCAAUCAAGAUUGAGAAGAUCCCUUAAGCUGAAGGUGUUAGAAUUAAUGUUAUGUUAGUAUUAUUAAUAUUAUGAUUAGGUUGAAAUAACUUUAUCUGUUGUAAUUUGUCCCAGUGGCAGUGGGCUUAAGUACUGUUGUUUUGUGGCCCAGUGGCAGUAGGCCUUUAAGUAGGGAAAAUGUUAAAAUUUGAGCUUGACUCAUUAUCUGGUGUGUUUUAAUUAGCUACUCUAUGGUUGGUUGAUGACUUUUGUAAUCAGGUCCAGUGGCAGUGGUCCUUUACUAUUUGCAAUUUAUAUUA
This is a messenger RNA of Trifolium pratense (red clover), 2258 nucleotides long. Its product is annotated as replication factor A protein 1-like. The coding region runs from base 1 to 1986 and encodes 661 amino acids. The transcript has 10 exons. The record is from RefSeq and is a predicted model, not a curated record. NCBI's taxonomy places the organism in Eukaryota, Viridiplantae, Streptophyta, Magnoliopsida, Fabales, Fabaceae.